AUGGAAAUUGGAAUUUUUCCCUUUCAAAUAUUCAAUACUAAUCGAUUGGGGUCUCUAACUCUGGGUUCUAAUGUACCAGAUCUUGUAGCACUUACUAACGAGGCGCUAUCAAUUAGUAUUAUACAAAAGAAAUCUAUUAUAGACACUAAUAUAAUUAGAUCUGCUAUUCAUAGACAAACUUGGGAUUUUAGAUCUCAGAUAAUAGAGAUUCAGGAUCAUGGAAUCCUUGUUUAUCAGCUAGGAAGGGUUGUUUCACAAAAUCUACUUCUAAGUAAUUGCUCUAUAGAUCCUAUAUCUAUCUAUAUGAAGAAGACAUCGUGUCAGGAGGGGGAUUCUUAUUUGUAUAAAUGGUAUGUCGAACUUGGAACAAGCAUGAAGAAAUUAACUAUACUUCUUUAUCUUUUGAGUUGUUCUGCCAGAUCGGUCGCUCAAGACUUUUUGUCUCUACCCGGACUUAAUGAAAACAAUGAUGGGAUUCCUUCUUAUAGACUCCUUGAGAAUGAUUCUGAUCUAGUUCAUGGGCUAUUAGAAAUAGAAGGUGCUCUGCUGGGACCCUCCGAGACAGGAAGUCGGUUGGAGAAUGAUGGAGUGCCAUUGCUUCUUCGGUCCGAACCAAGAAAUCCCUUAAAUAUGAUUCAAAAUGGGUUUUCUUCUAUCGUUGAUCAUAGAUUUCUCUAUGAAAUCUAUGAAUCGGGGUUCGAAGAAGGGGAAGGAGUCCUCGACACGCAACCGCUAGAGGAGGAUUUAUUCAAUUCCAUACUUUGGGCUCCUAGACUGUGGCGCCCUUGGGGCUUUCUCUUUGACGAAGGGUCCAAUGAAUUGAGAUUUCCCUAUUGGGAAGGGUCAUUUCAGGACAAAGAUGAUAAUGAUUCGGAGGUCUUGCAGGAUGGAACGAUGCAGGACCAGACACGAGUGAGAUCUUCCAACGAACAAGGGUUUUUUCAAAUAAGCCAAUUCAUUUGGAACCCCCCAGAUCCACUCUUUUUGCUAUUCCAACAGGAUCCUGUGUUUUCACAUCAAGAAUUUUCUCCAGAUGAAGAGAUGUCAAGGAUACUUUUGACUUCCCAAACCAAGAAAAAGGAUUGGAAAUAUCUAAAUGAAAGAUGGUUUACGAAGAAUAUGCGAGAACAGAAUUUGAAAUUCUUGAGUAAUCAGGAGAGAUGGUUUAGAACCAAUAGUUCAGUAUCAAAUGAAUUUUUUCGUUCUAAUACUCUAUACGAAAGUUAUCAAUAUUUAUCAAAUUUGUUCCUAUCUAACAGAACCCUAUUGGCUCAACUUACAAAGACAUUGUUGAGAAAAAAUGGCUUUUCCCAGACGAGAUGA
Lathyrus oleraceus (garden pea) is the source of this 1323-nucleotide messenger RNA. Its product is annotated as protein Ycf2. The transcript has a single exon. The record is from RefSeq and is a predicted model, not a curated record. The coding region runs from base 1 to 1323 and encodes 440 amino acids. Lineage: Eukaryota; Viridiplantae; Streptophyta; Magnoliopsida; Fabales; Fabaceae.